CAAGUGCGAAAAACGUGCUUCGAGAAAUGUUUCGGUCAGAAAUUUUCCGAGCAAAUGGGGAAGAAUGAGCAAAUCUGUUUAGCCAAAUGCAUGGACCGAAUGUGA
Molecule: messenger RNA, 105 nt
Organism: Plasmodium cynomolgi strain B
Lineage: Eukaryota; Apicomplexa; Aconoidasida; Haemosporida; Plasmodiidae
Exons: 1
Coding region: 55-105 (16 amino acids)
Source: RefSeq, a predicted model, not a curated record